AUGUCAUCUUCUAAUUAUCCAACAUUAUCGAUAUCAGUUCCUUUAUAUCAUAUGUUACUUAAAAUGCUUAAAGAAACCCAGCAAAUGAACAAUAUACCGCAAUGUCUCAUGCAAGGAUGUGAAGCCGCAACUUCUAAACUUUUGAAUUAUUGUCAUAAGACAAAUAUAUUUCAUCUUGCAGCGAUAGUACUAGACCCAAGACUUAAAUUUAACUAUUUUGAAGAGCUUGGAUGGUCGUUAAUACUUAUUUCUCAAAUUAAAAAAAUAAUUAGAGAUAAGUAUGAAAGCCAAUACAUAUCUGUUUCCAGUCAAGAUAUAGAAGAUUCAAUUGCUGAACCAUUUGCAACAAAUAUAAUAUCACGAAUCUAUAAAAGAGCACAUGUUGAACGGCAAAGUGAACUAGAUACAUACUCUAUGAUGCCACGUGCAGAUCCACAAAUAGAUGUUCUAGAAUGGUGGCGAGUGAAUGAAGCUUGUUAUUCUAAUCUUGCAAAAUUUGCUAGGAAUUGUCUUGCUAUACCAGCUACAAGCAUUCCAAGCAAACAAAUAUUCAGUGUUAGUGGAGAUAUGAUAACAGAUAAACGAAAUAAAUUAGCUGAAAAAACAGUUUGA
Ambispora leptoticha is the source of this 612-nucleotide messenger RNA. NCBI's taxonomy places the organism in Eukaryota, Fungi, Glomeromycota, Glomeromycetes, Archaeosporales, Ambisporaceae. The record is from the annotation of a GenBank genome assembly.